This is a messenger RNA of Tetranychus urticae (two-spotted spider mite), 1554 nucleotides long. Lineage: Eukaryota; Metazoa; Arthropoda; Arachnida; Trombidiformes; Tetranychidae. The record is from RefSeq and is a predicted model, not a curated record.
ACUUUCAAAAGUAUUUCAAACCUUUUUUAACAGUUAACAUCAGCUCACCACCAAUAGUUUAUGAGAGGAUCGACUGUCCAAGUAAUUCUUAAUACAUUGAAAUAAUUCUUAUAAAAUUUUGAAUAUUAAUCAUGAUAAAUAAUUGACAAUUAACAAAUUAAUUUUUUCUACUUACAAUUAAGCUCUAAAUUCAAAAUCAGCCACUUAAUAUGAUGGCUUGGGAGUCAUAGCUACUAGCUAUAAGCUGGUCAUGUGUUUACAAACAUUGUCUUCUUGAAUCACUUUGUUUUGAUACCGACAAGUCUUUUGAGCUUCACUGUUCUUUAAUUUUUAUAUUUAUCAAAUCAUUGUCAAGCUCAUUGUUGGAUUAAUUUUCGUUAAUUCGUCCAUUAAAUUUUCGAAUCUGUUGCUGUUUAAUUUCACCCAUUUAUUUUCCAAUUUUGCUAUCUUUUUGGAUCAUCGUUGAAUGAGCUGAUUGAAAUCACCUUUGCUGACUUUAACUUGGCUUUCGUGAAAUAAUAUUAAGAAGAUAUGAAUCCAAUUGUAAACUAAAUAAUUCCUGGACUCAUCUUAUAAUUCGUCUGAGGAUCAACCAGGUGCCUGGUAAUACCAGAUAAUUUAUUUACAUCACAUAAAUCAUGAUAAGGACUGGUAUCAAAUCUUUUGUCGACUCAUUUUCUUAUCCAAUAUUGAAUAAUUAUUCAAAGAUUUUGAAGUUGAAUGUUUCACCUCAUGUUAACCUGUUGAGACCUAUUGCUGGCAUAUCACAUUUUCGUUGCACCAAUUCAAAGCAGUCAUGGUCAGCUUCUGAGAUAAAUCACAUAAGUGGCUCAUCUCUGAAAUUAAAUUUCGUCUACGGUCCGGAGAUAGUCCCAUGUAGAGAGAUACAAACUACUACAACUGGAAAAACAAGUCCCUUAUUACAUGUUAACCUUUUAACCACAAGAAUGAAUGAAAAUACGAUGAAUUCCUUUCAUGACCGCCGCUGUUUUAGUAAUGAUGUUAAGCCUGAAGAGAAUAUCGAUACUGAAAAGUUAGACCGAAAGGAUAAGAAAGGUCGAUUUAAAGCAUUGAUACGUGAUUAUGGUGUAACCGCAGUAGUCUUCCAUGUAACCAUUUCAUUGGCAUCUCUCGGAGUCUGUUGGCUGUUGGUAAACAGUUCAUUACCUAUGGAAGAUAUAUUUGUUUGGCUUGGAAUACAUCAAAAGCUUGGAAGUUUAACCGAAGCAGCGUCAACGUCAACUAAUUUUGUCGUCGCCUAUGCACUCCAUAAAAGUUUUGCUUUGGUCAGAUUAUCCAUUACAGCCGCUUUUGUUCCUAUACUCGUUAGGUUUUUAAGAUCAAAAGGUAUCAUUAAACCCGUUGCUAAUGUGAUUAAAAAGUAAAUAACAAAUUUGGUGAUAAUCUAUUGGUAUUGAGCAAACUCUCCGAUUGUAAUUUAGAUGGGAAAUUUCAGUCAAUCAUAGUUUUCAAGUGUAAAAUUUCUUAUAAGUUAACCUGUUUCAAAAUUUUAAUAAAAGAUGAUGGAGGAAAAAAUACCUUGCCAGUAUUCAA